Molecule: messenger RNA, 12862 nt
Organism: Malaya genurostris
Lineage: Eukaryota; Metazoa; Arthropoda; Insecta; Diptera; Culicidae
Gene: Gyf
Product: GIGYF family protein Gyf
Exons: 8
Coding region: 693-6143 (1816 amino acids)
Molecular function (GO): protein binding
Source: RefSeq, a predicted model, not a curated record
AUUUCUAUGCCGGAAGCUAGGAAAAUUUCCUCGAAAAGUGGUAGACACUCGAGACGAAGGCUCUUUAUUUUUUAUUUUUUAGGUUAGGCAAGUGACAGCUCUGGGAGUAGUAAGUAAAUUGUGAAACUGUUUCUGGUAGUUUUUUUGAACAUAAAUCUACUCCCGUAUGUUCUACGGGUUAAUCGUUAGUGUGAGAAUUUCACGUAAGCUUAUCGAAUUGAAAAACUGUAUUGCAUCGGAAUCAAGCUGUAGGGAAAAUUUAGGACGUGGACGAAAAGUUUGACAGUUCCGAGACAGAGCGAGAAGGAGAGUGACGUCACAAACGUUUUGGUGUGAACAUCGUGUGGCAUAACUUCCGAAGCAAGGGUGUUUGAAAUUCGCGGCUUGGCGGAACCGAGUCCGGAAAGCGCUGUGGUUUCUUUCGGCUAACAAGCUAAGACAGCACCAGCUGCUUAGUGUGGGCACAUUUAGUGGGGGCUUGCAAAAGAUAAAGAAGAAGAAGAAGAAGAAAUCUUGUUUGAAUUCAGAAGAAAAGUAACAGAAGGACUAAAAUAGCGCGCGAAGGAAGUAGAAGGAAGAUCUUUGUUGAAAAAAUUGAACAGAACCAAGCUUCAGGCAAAACGACUAUUCUACUAGUACGCAUUGAUAUUUGCGGUGCUUUCGGCAGUAGCAGCAUAAUAAAUAACAGCAUCAUGGGUGACGCUAUCAACUUUGGACCCGCAUGGCUGCGUAAAGUUGCUACUUUCGAUAGUAAUGCUGUGAGUAGCAUUGGUGGGCCACCCCAUAGUAAUGUCAAUAAUAACACCACCGCCACCACCACCAACAGCAGCAGCAGCAGCACCAACAAUAUUCAGACGACCAUCAGUAAUAACAAUAACAACAAUAGUAGCAGCUCGAUCUCGGCUGGUGGUGGGGGUGGAUCGACUAAUUUGUCGGCUGCUAAUGCUGCAGCAGGUUCUGUUGCCGUAAGUGCUGCAGGAGCUGCCACCACAACGACCAGGUACGCGUUGGCUGAGUUCCGGUACGGGAGGGAGGAAAUGUUGGCACUGUUCGACGUGAAAUCGGUCAAAACGCCAGAGAUAUUGGUUAACUUCAAAAACCUAUACGUUGAGAAGCUCCAGUGUCCUCUGGCGUUGACUCCUAGCACGGACGAUGAUGUGGUUCCGGAACCGGAUACCAGGCGUCCCUGGCAGUCCAGAAGUAUUUCGUUGGGUGUUCCAGGGCGUGGUGCCCGCGGUGGUUCAGUGGAUCGAGGAAGAGGUCGAGGUAGAGGGAUCUAUCUCGGGUAUCAAAGGUCGACCUCUUUCUACGACGAUGAGUCCAGGAGCGUGGGAAGAGGUGAACGACCAUGGCUGGAACGCAACGGCACCGGUGGGACCCUCAGUGGCAGUACGGGAAGCGGUGGUGGUAGCGGCGGCGGCGGCGGUGGUGUUAACGCAGGUAGCGAAGCGGACUGGAAUAGUUCUACUUCGUCACCUCGUAAGGAGUUUGGAGUUCGGGCACGGACGGCCAACAUGGAAAGUUGGCGCCGGGCUCGUCCGGAUGACGAACCAAAUGCUACCGAUUGGCGCAGCGGUAGUGUGGGCACGACGGUUCUGUCGACCGGUUCAAGCUUGCGGGACAAGUGGUCACGUUCGACUAGUUGGCGCGAAGAGGACAGAGGAACUAGCGAUGGUCCCGGGAUGACUCGUUCCGGUGCGUUGAACAAUCUGCAUCCUUCUGCAAGCAGCGAACGCAUUAUUCCGUCAUCGGGGGCAUACAAGCCGCGACUCUCGGCACUGAGUGGCGGUGGUGUGAAUGAUUUGAAUACGAGUAGCGGCGGUGGUGAACGGAUGAGUGCAUUGCGGCGAAAUUGGGAAACGGAAGAUCAGCUUCCGGAGUGGGCGACAGAGAAUCCUUCCGAUUACGGUGGAAGCUUCGAUGCGAGUGGGGCGUUCCAUGAUUCCGAUAAUGACGUCGAUGGUAGAUUGGAGGACGACAGCGGCAAGGAAAAUCAUUUGGAUAGAAAAACAGGUUCGGAUACGAGUUCCAGAAAGAGUGUUUCGUCAAAGGAAGGAAGUACACCGAAGGAUGAAUUACCUAAUCAUGUUUCAGACAAGGAAGAAUUGCCCGUCGAAUCCAAAAAGGAAAGCAAUCAAGAGGAACGUCCUGAAGCAGACCAGAAAGAAGAGGUUGAGUCCAGUAGAUCGAAAGAGGAUACCUUCAGUGGAAAGGGACUGUCGUCAUCUCGUGAAUCUAUCAGUUCUCAUCCUUCAUCGGUGGAAGCUCCGAAGGCAUCUCAAGAAGUAGUGGUUGAAUGUGACAUUCUUAAACCGACCACGAACAACAACAGCAGCAGCAGCAGUAGCAUCCUGAACAAUCCUAAUCCCAACGAAAGUCGUAGUAGUAGUAGCGAGACACAAUCCAGUGAUGAACCGAAGAAAUCCGCUUCUAGUUCUAGUGUAGAUCGUAUGCAAGAAGUGGCCGAUGAUAUGGUUGCGCAGUUGAUUAUGGAUGACGAAUAUACGGGUGGCAGCGAAAUGAAUGCCACUCCGUUGGUAAUGCAUUCUUUGAACAAAUCACCUGUUCUCGAAUCACAAAUGCCAAUGAAUCUGUUGCUUUCGAAAGAUCCAGUGGCAAUGCAACAACUGUUCGGGGAAAAUGGUACUAGCAAUAGAAAUAUGCUUCUUUCGGACGUUAAUCGUUCGAUGUUGCAUGGCGUUGGUCCACAGAUACCAUCACUACAUCCAGGGACAGAUAUAUGGUACUACAGGGACCCGCAGGGUAAAGUUCAGGGUCCGUUCCCAGCAUCGGAAAUGACUGAGUGGUAUCGUGCGGGAUAUUUCGAUGAUUCUCUCUCGGUACGUCGAGCUUGUGAUGAAAUAUACACAACGUUGGGGACACUUGUAGCUCUCUGUGGUGGUGCCAUUCCAUUUUUGAACUCGAUGAACAUACCACCGAUUAAGAGCAAUACGAUUAACUCUAAGCAACAACAACAACAACAACAGUCUCAACCCUCUCCGGCUCUGACCAGCUCAUUCCAGCAACAGAAACCUGCCUCUACUCUUCAGCAUCUUCAUCAACAAAACCAACCGCUCGAUACGGACCUCUCGGCGCAGUUUCAGUUCACCAAGAAGUUGAAUCUGUUACGGCAGCAAAGUAUCGUGACGCAGAAACUAGAACAGUUCGAAAACUGGCGACUGUUGACUCCUGAUCAGCAGAACGUCAUUAUCGCUCAACACGUAGCACAGCUGCAGUUGAAUGAGAGUAUGUUGAUAUCGCCAUCGCUUCCACCGCCUACCAGUUCUACGAAUCCUCCCAAUACGACAAGUAUUUUCGGUGGUAUUGUGCCCCAACAAGAAUCGCUAGUCAAUCUCAAACAGGCGCAACAACAGCAGCAGCAGCACACCCAACAACAGAAUCAAGUACAGCAGAAUCAGUCGCAACCGCAACCCGGUCCCCAUCCUGUGCUUGAGCAGUUGCAAAAGUCUAACAGUCUGAACAGUGCGUUCCAGAAAAUGUCGAUACCCGAUUUUGGACAACCCCAAUCCGGGCGGCCGAUGCUUGGUAAUCUUAGCGUCGAUCCCAUUGCCGGUCACGACAGCUUGGGACAGCUGAUCCAUAGCAUUAACUUUAACCACCAACCUCCAGUACAAAACCUUCCGCUCAGCACCAAUAUGCUGUUGAAGCAUAACAUGAUGAGUAGCAUGACGGCACAAUCCCAUCAGCAGCCGCAGCAACAACAACAACAGCAGCAGCAUCAAUCGCAACAGCCACCUGUACCGAAACCGAACAUAGAAAACGAUCCAAUCCAGUCGCUGCUAAUGCAACUGUCGAUGCAUAAACAACAACAGCAACAGCAACCGUCGUCUGUGCCGCCGGCGAAGGCUCCAGUGGAACUGAUGUCGCCAUGGUUACAGACGCAAUCGAUGCCACCGCAGCAGUCAAGUUUGCGCCCACUAAGCAGUGGAUGGGGCGACCUGCCACCGACGAGUGCUUCCUCGUUUGGCUCGUUAAUCACCCCACAAUCCCAGCCACAGUCUCAUUUGGGUGGCGGUCAUCCUAUGGGCAAUGCAAAUGUUGGCAACGAACCACAGGCCCCCUCGGUUGUUUCUCUGUUCAAGCACCACCAGCAGGCUGAAAAACAAAACCAGGAGAAACUAGUCUCAGAGUCUCAACAACAAAAACAACAGCAACAUCCAACACAGCAUCAGCAGCAGCAACAACAGCCGCAACAACAGCUGCAUCACCAACAACAGUUACAGCAACAAACACAGCAUCAUCAUCAUCAGCAACAGUUACAGCAGCAACAACAACAACAACAAAUUCAGCAGCAUCAACAAGCUAAUCAUCAAUCGAAUCAACCAUUCGAGCGAACUCCGCAAAAGCAACCGAUAGAAAACAUGGUUACUCAACAGCAAUACACUUCGAAACCCGUUAAAGAGGAUAGAAAAGAGCAGGAGCAUUUUCUUCAGCAACAACAACAACAACAACAACAGCAGCAGCAACAGCAGGCCCAACAGCAACUUCACCAAGUUCAACAUUUCCAACAGUCGGUAAAACCGGAAAAACACAACAAGUCAAACAACAAAAUGGUGAACAAUGUGGAUGUUGAAGAGCAGUUAGCUGCUGCGGCAAGCAAGACUGCCCCACCGAAGGGGAACAAAAAGCAGCAUACAAAUCAACAACAGCAGCAGCAGCAUAAACAACAUCACCUGGAUGAUGAGCAGGGGGAAUUCAUCAAUCUCAAAAAAGAGAUGGAAGAGAAGAAACGCCAGAAGGAACUGAAGAAGCAGCAACAGGAAGAGGUCAAACGGAAGCAACUCGAGGAUAAAAAGAAACAAGAGGAGUUAGAAGCUCAGAAAAAGGCAAAGCUCUUAGAAAAUCAGCGUCGUGAAGCGCUGAAAAUUCAGGAACAGCAGCCGCAACAGCAACAGCAAACUCCAUCGCAGCGCCCGGUUACCAAGGUUGCUCCCUGGUCUGCGUCUAAUGUCGAGACUGUCAACAGUGGACCAAGCCUGGCUGAAAUCCAAAAGGCAGAACGCGAACGCCGUGUUGCUCUAGCGCGCCAGGAGCAAUCACUCCGGGAGCAACAACAACAGCAAGAAAUGGUAGAACUUCAGUCCCAGAUCGACAGUAAGCUUAAGUGGAACGCCCAAAAUCUGAUUCCACAGAAUAUUAAGUCUCUGGCAGAGAUUCAGGCCGAGGAAGCCGCAGCUGCGGAGCGUGCUCGCGAAAAGAAUGCCGCUGCUAUCACUGCGGCUGCCAUUGCAGCUUCCUCUUCGAAGCCUUCGAAGAAAGAUGAUUUGCUUGGUACGGUCGUCUGGCAGAGUCACGGUAAUGUUCUGACUUGGAAUACAGCCAAGCUAUGGGGAAACUCGGGUGACGAACAGAAUAAUGUUAGUUCCGGAGGUUUCUGGGAGGAACCAAAUCCUUCCGCCAAGAACGGCCGUCAAAAGCAAAAUCAUCAGCAGUUGGCUCACCAUCAACAACAACAACAACAACAGCAGCAGGCGCAAAACCAGAAGCAAAUGUUGAGUAAGAGUAAGACAAUGGGAAGCAUCUCGACUGCAUCGUCUUCGAAUGCUGUAGCGGCCGCUAAACAGCAACAGCAGAAAACCCAACAGCAACAUCCACAGCAAGGUCGGAAUGCCAUGACCAGCAAGGGUCCUAAUGCCGGGAAGAACGCUUCCGGUUCCGCAGGUGCCGGAAACGAACGAAAAGAACGUAUGCCUAUUUCCGACCAGACCGGUGAAUUCACCGGCUGGUGCACUCGUGCUUUGACUUCGCUAAACAGCAACGUUGAUAUUCCGACAUUCGUUGGUUUUCUGCAGGACAUUGAAUCACCGUUCGAAGUGAAGGACUACAUUCGGCUGUAUCUUGGAGAAACGAAAGAAUGCUCCGAGUUCGCUAAGCAGUUCCUGGAGAGACGCUCCAAGUACAAGAAUUUGAUGCGCCAGAAGAAUGCACACAUUGACGACAUGUGCAAACCGGCUCCGGCCAUCAAUCCGUCGUCCAAUGAUUUCCAGGAAAUUAAGGGCAAAGGUAAGAAAGUGAAGAAAAACAAAAUGACCAAGCUCGAUAAUCGAAUUCUGGGCUUUUCGGUGACCGCUGCCCCGGACCGCCUGAAUGUGGGUGAUCGCGACUACGGCGAUAAUGCUUAAGUCGUACCCUGUCAGAACUUUUUCCCCUCCUACCACACAAACACAUACACAAAGAAGAAAGAGAAGAAAAACACACAUUUAGCAAUAAGUCAGAGAGAUAUUUUUUUUCGUUAGUCGUUGUUUCGAUAGUAGUAAUACUGCAAAGUAAUUCCAUUAGCCAGCAGAGUUAGUUUUGGCAUCCGGACAUCCCAAAUAGCUCCUAUACAACAACAAAAAAUAGCGGAAAGCCUUACUUAGAGUACCGACAUGUUAUUUCGAUGUUUGUUUGGAAAUUUUAAAGCCUAUUUAUCAUUUUGAACUGUAGGAGAUAAUCCGAUGUUUUGUGUUUCCUAUGUUAGAUUUCACUGUCAUUGAGUGAGAAUUUCAUUUUUGCGUUUUCUGAUUAGAAUUUGUUUAUUUUGCAAAUACCUAUAGGAUUCAAACUACACGCAAAUAUCUUGAACCGACUAUGAACUGGUUUUCUGGUACGCGACUCGCAGACGCUGCAAGACGGGGAGGCACUCGUGUUUUGUAGUAUAGACCCGCCGAGGUGGUUCACCAUUAAUCAUACGCUUGUGAAAAUUAUGUAUAAAGAAACAAAUAAUUUAUUUUUGCAAUGUUAGUCGGUAACGGGUUUUCGGAUGUCGAAAAGAAAUCGGAUAAUUCGCCAAAUAAUAGUUACUUUUUUUUUGUUGGAAAAUAAUUCAAUCAAUAAUAGAGUCUUAAUAUUUUAUGUUACAAAAUUCGGUCCUUUUAUUGAAGCGUUCUCAUUGCAUUCGUAAAACUGUACGAUUUUAUGUGAUUUGAGUCUAUACCCACCUUAAAUUUCCAAUCUGACUUUUCUUUCAUGUUCAAGCAAUCAAAUUUUUACUGUACCGAGAAGUCAUCUUCAGUCAACUUGGUACUCAGCUAAUCGUAACCAGUUAAUGUUGAGACACAAACAUUUUACGUCACCAAAAUCUUGGUUAGCCUUUGACAGUUUCCUAGUAAUAUUCGCUCAAACUCAAGCAAAGUGUAUAGUUUUAUUCUUUAAAUUUGACCUAGGAUUCACGAAAAGAUUGGCAAUAUGUGUAAUCAAAAUUUAAAAUUUUUUGGCGGUUCCACCGAAAAUUAAGACUUUUCCGAAAUUUAAUUUCCGUAUGUUCUUAUUUGGCUCAAAUUUUGCAUAAACAUUAUUUACGGUCAACUUGCUAUCUUCACGCUGGCCUUACGUUUGAUAGAAGUUAAAUCAAUUAACAUAAACAAUCGAGUAUAUGUAUUAUACAAACACGGACCUACGGGAUAGUGUAGAUUUUCUGGCAGCUGCCGGAAUGCCCUUGUCCUAGCUGGGUUAUGCCAAAUGGCCUUAUGGCAAAAGGCCUUUCUGCCGAACGACUCUAUGCCAAAUGACCUCUUUGUCAGCUGAUUGUAUGCCUAAUGAUCAUCGAUCGUCAAAACGAGGUAAAAAUUGAUGCAUCUUGCAUUUUUUUAAAUAAGACCUAAACAUAAAUUUGCUUAUGAAAGGUAUUGGGGUAUUGUACCAAUAGUCAUCUUAUUAGUAGGGUCGCCAUGUUUUUUUCAUUUGCGGAUUACUCGACCUUCAAUCAACGAAUGCACCUAUUUUCACCUUACCCUUAGAGUCCAUGGAUCGAGCAUAAACAAAACAGAUAUCACUCUAAUUUAUGGUUUGAGUAUAUGAGAUAACUACUAAGACGGAAAUGAGUGGAGAUACCGUUACGUUACUCCUACUUUGAAUGCACAACCUUAAACUUAAACUUUAUUUCCGACAUUUUGCACAUUAUUAUUCUGAUAGAAAAACAAAGUCUCCAGGACUUGUAUGACCAGCGAACUACUAGUUUUAUUUAAUUGAUUUUACUACACUUUAUGUACCGCUUCCGUAUUCGAUUUUUUAAUUUUUUUUUUGCUUCGUUGUAGCUAAUUUUAUUUCAUUAUGAAUUUUUUGUUUGAGAUAUUGAAAUAUUUUUUGAAGUUUAUGCAAGUAAGAAAAAUUUUGGGCAAUUCUAUCCUAAAGUUUUUUUUCAGAAUAACUACAAUAAAAAUUCUGGGUUUGUUCAAUAAAAUGUGGACAAAUAACAACUUUGCUUUUGCUUAUCAAUACUUCUUUUUAUAACACAAACAAAGCAGGGAUUUAUUUGUUCUAGUCGAAAUUUUUCUCCACUCUGAGCGCGAAACGAUUUGUUCACUCGUUGAGAGUCACAUGGGAAAAGAAAAUCAGAGACUGACCUUAUUUUGUUCUUAGGACACAUCAUCAUCUUUUUUUGGAAAGUCUUCCCAAAACAAUCAGAAGGAAACAAAAAGGAACUGCCACUGCAUCCAUACUUGACAUUUGAUCAUAACGAAUGAAGUUGAAUCAAAGCAACCAAUGAGCUUUGUCUCGUUACACACUUACCAACCGCUACCUAAUGUUAGGUCGAAACAUACCCAAAAUCAACUACAGUGCAAACGAUGAUCUCAAUGUUUAGCUAAAUGAUGGUUUAGCCAAAGUGUUAUGGAAACUUUGGCAAUGCUCGCUUUCUAUUUUUUUACAAUCAAGUCAAGGUUUGAGUAGAUAACGGUUCAGUUACUAAACACUAUGAACUCAGAAGGAGUAAUCGGCUAUUUACCCAAAAUUUGAGCGGAAGCCUAAUUUUGGGUAGCUCAUAGAAAAGCUCGACAAAGAGCGAUUUCUCUUCAAAAAAAGUAAACUCGAUUUUCAGUGUACAACUUUGCCUCGUAGUCAUCUGUUAAAAUAUUUUUCAAAAAUGUAUUCCUUCUGUUGAUGCUACCCUAUUUGGAAUAAUACCGUUUGUCAUAACGCUGAUUGACAUAAUGCCAUUAAUGUCGACUUCCAUUGAUUACACUCGCUCGGUGGCAGUAUUUUGCACUGAAAUUUGAUCAAAUGAACGGUUUUAUGAAACUUGCAGUGUUAUUUGUUCAUUUCUGUUGAUAUUUUUGCUCGAAAAAGUAAACGGGUUCAGAUCACUCCACGAGUGGAUUUAAUAAAAAAUGGUACUGGCAUGAUUAUUAUUUAGCCUAAUGGUCAUUUGGCAUAGUGAUCAUUUGGAAUAAAAUUUUCUUUAGUGUUUGAUGCUGUAAUGGUCGUUUGGAUAUUUAGUAUUUAUUUAAUAUUUACCAGUGACACUCCUAGCUUUACAUAAACCGAGCAAACGGGUGGCUUAGAAUUUCUCUUGCAAAAGGCUGCCGCUCCCGAUUUAAUCACUGAUCUUGUUACCUUGUCGUCGUAAUGAAAUCAAAAUUUCGGCUUCGCCACAACGGAGUUUCGAGCUUAACUGAAGGAUAGUUCCUAGCUUUGAGUAGACCGGACAAACGGGCGGAAUACAGGUUUGCUGCUACCGACGGCAAAGAAAUAAGUUUUUGAAAUCCAUGUAAAAGCCGAUAAAAAGAGUUCAGAAUUAGCGAUGUUUUGAGCUAGGGCUUCCCCUUGUUCAGAGCAUCGAAAUCUCGAGAGGCUCAAAUUCUCAAUUCAAAAAUUGAAAUUAAACAAUAUUGUCAGCGAGUAUAAAACAUAAAGUUAACCAAAAUUGAUAGGUAAUGUGUGAGAUUUUCCAUGUUUGCUUCCAAGAAUUUUGCAGAGCUACCGCGGCACACAAAAAUAGUUUUCCGAAGUUUGCAGUAAGUAACAAGAAAUUAUAAGGUAGUUCACAAUUAAUCAUCAGUGUUCAUUUGCCUGGUAUAUGCUUCCGGGUAACAUUCGUCGUCGGAAGCACUUGAAGACGCUGUAGGAAGUACGUUUGUCUAUGUUUCCUCGUAUUGUUCGGUUUGCGUAAAGCUAGUUUCUAUGAUUCAGUCAAAUCCCAUCGUGUAGCAGCGAAGUCGGACAGCAAAAAUCUACCCGGUUGAUUCAACGAAGCAAAUUUUAAUACUGCAUGGAAUGAAAGGUCCUUGGCCUCUCACAGAAAAGACGUAAAUAGUUUCGAACCGUGUACAUUUUUGUUGGCCCAAUACAAAAUUUCAUGACAAUCUAUCCACUAGUGUUUGAAUAACCGCCCUUAUUCGGAAUAACGACGUAUUGGUUUUUCGAUCAAAUAUGGCUCGGUCGAAUCCUAGCUACCUUUGAUUUUGCUAACGUUAUUAGGAAUACGAAUUAAAUACGAUCAAAAAAACGAUACGUCGUUAUUCAGAAUAAGGGCGAACAGCUGAUCGUGUCAGACGAGUUCUAGUUUUCAACAAGCUAUAGAAAAAGACGCACCAGCGCAUUCAUGCAUUAAAGCAACGGUGAAAUUAAAUAAUUUACGGUAUGGAUUGGUCUAUCAUCCCCCGUAUUCUCCAGACCUAGGGCGACUAUUUUCUAUUUCCAAUCCUGAAACAGUUUUUCCAGGGAAAAAAUGCUAAGGUCAUUGCAGAAACGGAAGCCUAUUUUAAAGGCCUUGACAAAUCUUUUUUUUUUUCAAAGGGCAUCAAAAUGUUGGAGGGCCGAUGGGUCAAGUGUGUCAAGUGAUCGAGAUGAAAAUUAUACUGAAGAAUUAAAAAUCGGCUUUUUCUUUAUUAGGUCCGAGACUUCUCAUUCCAUGUAGUAUACGUUUGUGAUUUUGCAAAAGUCAAACAGGUUUUCGACGAAACUAUCUAUUCGGUGAAAUGACCCGUUUACAACUGUUUUCUUAAGUUCUCAGCAAUUCCUUGUUAUUUAUAGCAAUUUCGUAUAAGUUCUUACAGUUUAGAAAACUUGAUUUUCUUGUGAUUUGAUUUUAUUAUAUUACUGAAACAAUUUCUGCCAAACGAUUUCGUGUAUUUGCUAGGAAUUCGUUGAGUAUUUUUAAUUUUGACUACUUUUUUGUAGUUUUCCUAAAAAAAUAAUAAGAUCGAUGUUUUGUAGCACAUCUGAUUUUUGUUCUUUUGAACCACACAAAUUAGCAGUUCUGCCGAAAAACAAAAAAAAAAACAAAUCUUCCAUAAUAUCUCCAACAGCUAAUAGUCAAAUUAGUAGCUCCUAAAAAUAGUACUAGAAGUGCGUGACUUUUUUUUAUUUGAACGUAUUACCAGCAUAUACUGAAUAUUCCAGUAAACUUGUAAUAAUCAAUAAUAUUUAAACAGAAAUCAAACACAAAAGCAUAAUACGUUUUUUUUAGAUUACGGAGCAAUUUAUAACAGGUGUUGUUGAAAAAAUGCAAAAGCAGUAUUUUCCGUAAAAAAACAUCAUUUUAUCUGUUACAUAGUACUUGAAUAACUUGGUAUUUCUUUUUUUCUGAAUUCUCAUCCGAUGAUGGCAGGGAAAACUGCAUUUGCGAUUUUCGCACAUUGCCCGCCUUCCUGAGGUUGAUGUAAAUUGCCUCGUUAAGAUCAAAACAAAGUAGCCGGUGAAAAAUUUUCUUGGACAAAAUUUGAAUAAAUCAAAUGGCGUUCUCAUUGAAAAAAAAACGCAGGUGGCGUCGAUUGCUCUGCGAGCAGAAAUGGCAAUGAGAAACACCGUUUGUUCGAAAGUGCAGAAUCAAAGUAAACCACGCCACCAGAGUUUUUAAAACGGAAAAUGUCAAAAGAGAAAAGCUUUUUGUUAGCGCUUUUAUUUUCAGAGUAUAAAAAUGGUUAGGAUAGAAGUGUCAAAUUUAUGUUUUUUCGUUUGUUUGUUUUUGGUAUAUCAGCUAGAAAAAAAGUAUAGUCAAAAACCAAUCCUGCAACAAAUAAAUAAAAUAGGAGGAAUACUAACACUAAUUAAGGGCUGCCAACCGAUUAGAUAAUCAAAAAAAUAUAUAUAUAUAUACAUAAAUAUUUAAACUAAAUGCAUUCUAAGCCAAUGAGAUAACAAAACGCAAAUCAAACGCAAUUGCAAAUGUGUGUUUUUCGAAACGUCGUACGGUCGGACGAACAAAAUAAAAAAAGAACUUGUUGUGGGGGAGGAGGCGGAGGCAACACGAACCCAUUUUUAAGUUGACGAAUAAACAACGUUAAAAACAAAAUCGACAACUGUUAAUUGUAAACUAUUAUUACAUCUAUAGCCACUACUAGUAGGGAUAGGAGAAGCAAACGCGCAGGAAGCAACCAACAACUAGCCAUUUUUGAAUAAGCCAGGAACCGAGAGCAGACUAAAAUAGUAAUCGCAGCAGAGCCUUAUAAAGGUCGGAAGGUUUGAUCACCGUCGACAAGCGGUGCAGGAAUGAGGUUGAAUAGAAAAGCUAGCCAAGCCAGCAAAACCAAAAGAGUAACGAAAUGAAACAAAGCAAAAUAGAGCUUCCAACGAUUUGCGAAACAUCUUGUGAGCGUAGAGCAGCAGGUGGGGAAAAAUUGAAAGCAAAAAGAAAAGAGAGACAAAAAAAAACAAAGUUGAAACUAUUACUACCAUUAUCUAUUGUUUUUUUUUCAUUCAAGUUAUAAGCUGGGGUUCGGAGGCAGUUUAAUCAUGAUCGAGCAGAAAACUAUUAUAAAAUAGAGCAAAAUACAAAAGUGAAGACGAAUAACAAAAAAAAACUACAUAUAAAACGAAUUUUGAUGAUGAUGAUGAUGAUGAUGCUGAUUGAUCGUUUUACUAUAUUUGUUUACUAUUAUCCUUAUUAUACACCAACCAUUUUUUCUUUCUAUUGAACAAUGGACUUAACCCGGAUGGAACGUUUGAGUUCGGCAUAAAAAAUGCGUGAAAAAACGCACUGUCUGAAGACGGGGGUUUCUUUUCCCAAAAACAAUGAGAGAGAGAGAGAAACAAUGUAAUUAGAAAACGACAGAAGGGAAAAGAAAAAAAAAUGAUAAUUUACACAAUUUCGUAUAUAAAGAAGGAAUAAAAAUUAGAAGUUAUAUAUCCUUGAAAAUUAAAA